Messenger RNA from Hippocampus zosterae (dwarf seahorse), 1134 nucleotides. RefSeq names its product fin bud initiation factor a (gene fibina). The transcript has a single exon. Lineage: Eukaryota; Metazoa; Chordata; Actinopteri; Syngnathiformes; Syngnathidae. Bases 95 to 718 code for a protein of 207 amino acids. The record is from RefSeq and is a predicted model, not a curated record.
GCAGGGGGAGGCUGUGUAACGUGAGCCCUGAUGAAAACUCUGCGCCUGAUCCCACUCCCAGCGCACAUGCUGCGUUGUGGAGAGGAGGCGCACGAUGGAUCCUCUGUUGCUCAUCGUACUCACAAGUCUGCCCCUGAGCGCGGCGGUCUAUGACGGACCUCUGCAAGCCGAGAUCUCCAACGGCACUUUCCAUCACUUCUACGUCCCGGACGGCGACUACGAUGACACAGAAGACCCUGAAAAGUGCCAGAUGGUCUUCAGAUUCUCGGACGGCUCCCCGUGCUCCGUGGCCGAGGAGGAGAGUGACGCGCUGGUGCGGGAGGAGCUGAUCCUCGCCCGGCUUCAGGCGGAGGAUUCGGCGCGGCUACUAGAGAGCAUCGGGCGGGUGGUAGCCAACGACCUGGACGGAGAGGACACCUACGGCCGCUUCCUCCGGAGAGAGAUAUCCCAGAUCACAGAGGCUUUCUCCGGUGUGGACAAGUCUCUGGAGGAGCUGGAGGUGAAGUUCAAGCAGAGCCAAGAGAGCGAGCUGAAGGAGGAACAACAACUUAGCGGCUUCGUGCUCAAGCAAGUGGGGGACGUCAGAGACAGCCUGAGGGACACGAAGGACAUCUCCCUGGGGCUGAGGGACAAACAGGAACUUCUGUCUCUCAUCGUUCGCAGUCACGGGAGUAGAUUGAGUCGCCUUAAAACAGAAUAUCUUAAUCCAGGAUCAUAGUCCCUUCAUAUCAUUGGGAAGCAUUCGUCUGUAAAGUUUCUGGAGAUGUGUCAUUCAAUGGGACCAGCACGCGUAUCAGCGCAUUCCUCUGAGCCGAGAGGCAGGCUAAGGAAAUCAGUGUGGUGUAUAUUGAUUUCCGCAAGUUGUAAAGGCCCAGGGGUCAUAAGAAUCAGUACAUUGUUAAGUUUUUAUAUGGACAAAGCUAUCAGACCCAUUUAAAAUAACAAACUGGACUUUAAUAUUUCCGGAUCUCUUUAAGACACUCGAGCACAAUCUGAGCUUUCUUUGCAUGCUUCUCUGAUGAAUGGACAUGUCAUCAACAGUGCAUGCUUUUCUUGAAUGUACUUUAUUUUUAGCAUCCCAAAAGACAAGUGAGAUCUAUGGGGUUAUAAAGAUGCUCAAUACAGGUCAUAAAA